Molecule: messenger RNA, 1096 nt
Organism: Lactuca sativa (garden lettuce)
Lineage: Eukaryota; Viridiplantae; Streptophyta; Magnoliopsida; Asterales; Asteraceae
Product: triphosphate tunnel metalloenzyme 3
Source: RefSeq, a predicted model, not a curated record
ACGGUGCUUCUUCACCACCAUAGCAAGUUAGCAACCAUUUCCAUCGCGCAAAUCCGGAAGAUGCUGAGGAGGAAACCAAGUAUGCUCGAAGUCAAAAUCGAAGACAAAGAAGAACUCGAAGAAUCUCGCAAGCGUGCCUCCGCCGCCACCACCACCUUCAAUCCCACCGGCGCUACCUCUCUCCUCCACCACUUCAACAACUCCUCCUCCUCGGCCACCACUUCCAAAUCUCAGCGCAUAGGCCUCUCCUCUUAAUAAUCCACUCAAACCCCCUAAACUCGUAGUCGAUAGUUUUUUCAUUUUUGUUCUUGCAGUUUCUGUGAAUCCCUUUACCGAUCCAAAACCCUAAUCCAGAAUGGAAGUUGAAGUGAAGCUCCGCAUACCCGAUUCCGAAACGUACAAAACCCUAAUUUCUCUCCUCUCCCCUUUCCACAUCAGAACCCACAACCAACACAACAAUUUCUUUGACGGCGUCGCCGGUCAACUCUCAUCCCAGCGCGCAGUCCUCCGCAUCCGCUUCUACAACGACCAACCCACCACUAAAUGCAUCAUUUGUCUCAAAGCAAAAGCCGUACUAGUAAACGGAGUGAGCAGAGUCGAAGAAGACGAAGAAGAACUCGAUCCAACAAUUGGCCAAGAAUGUUUAACUGACCCAAACCGUUUAGGAUCUCUGGUCGAAUCCUCAAGAAUCAUGAAAAGGGUCAAAGAUGAAUUUUUUGGUGAAAUCAACGAUGUUGAAGGGCUAGGGUUUGUGUGUUUGGGUGGAUUUAAGAAUCUAAGAAAUGUGUAUGAGUGGAAAGGGUUGAUGAUUGAAGUGGAUGAAACAAGUUUCGAUUUUGGUACACUGUAUGAGAUUGAGUGUGAGAGCACUGAGCCUGAGAAAGCUAAAGAACUGAUCGAGGAGUUCUUGAAGGAGAAUGGGGUUUCUUAUUCCUAUUCAGUCGCUUCAAAAUUUGCCAUUUUUCGAUCUGGGAAGUUGCCAUAGUAAGUUAAAUUCUUCAAUUUACAUGUUUACUACGUUCUUGAAUGAGUUCAUGGAUAUGUAUUUCUGGUUUUAAAUUGUUUCCUGAAAUAAUAAUGUGUUCGUUUCUCUUAA